Messenger RNA from Agrilus planipennis (emerald ash borer), 2163 nucleotides. RefSeq lists its product as uncharacterized. The coding region runs from base 750 to 1217 and encodes 155 amino acids. Gene Ontology annotation, molecular function: hormone activity. The record is from RefSeq and is a predicted model, not a curated record. NCBI's taxonomy places the organism in Eukaryota, Metazoa, Arthropoda, Insecta, Coleoptera, Buprestidae. The transcript has 3 exons. Gene Ontology annotation, cellular component: extracellular region.
GGUGCUCCUAUUUCAGAUUUUGCUCAGAAAUGGUAACUGCUAUUUAGAGAAUGAUCUACAUUAUUUAAUAAUUUUAUUAAUAUUGGCGACUAAAAUGAAGAUGGAAUGCAUUUGGUCUAUCCAGAAAAAUUAUAAAUAAGAUAAAUUAACGCAUAAGACAUACUUCCCGAUUCCAUAAUAGUAGCAGUACAAGUACCAUUUAUAACUACAUUUUUAACUUAUAUUUAAUAUGUAGUACAAAUACUACUGUUAAAACAGUUUUUACUAUUUUCACAUAAUUUCAAUUAUUUUUUCAAUGUUUAUCCAAUAAGUAAAUAUAAAAGAAUUAUGCAAUAUUAUGAUAUUCGCGAAUUAAAUUAGUAACGUGAUAGUCUGCUGUAGAUACUUCAAUUACGUAUAUCAAAAUAUGCAAAUCAAUGUAGACAAUUUAAAAUUACGAGAAGUAAUUAUAAUGGCGAAGUAUGUUUUAUAUUGUACAACGAACUACAAUGUUUAAUAAACCCUGAUAAAAGAUAAUCACUAAUUAACCAUUUGGUGCACAAUUAUAGAACUAACUUAUAUAUAAAACAAAAAGUGUGUGUAGCACGCUCAUUUUAUAUUUCAUAUAGCGUAGGUAGGAUAUCGAUGUAAAUAUUUGUAGAAUCUUUUGAAUUUUCUCUUAUUCCCCCCCACAGUAAAACGUUUGAGUGAAUUUUAGUGCUGUUUUUGAGUUAACACAAUUUUCCAUCUUACUUAGACUGUUUCAUAAUAUGCACAUGCUGUUUCUAUACGCAGUAUGCGCGACUUUGAUCGCAGCGACGAAGGCCUAUGAACCGACAACGAACAUACUCGAACGACGACUACGCCCUCUAGAUCUAAGACCCGACCGAGAAACUGUCUCUUAUCUGAUACCUCGUCUUGCUGCCAAAUAUAAGCCGAACGAUGAAUGGAAUGGUGUUAAGGAUCCUCGAUUUUACUUACUUAGCGAAUUGGAAUCUAAUAAUUACGACAGUGAGCCUUUUCCGGAAGCUGAGAGAAUAAAAAGAGACGGUCUCACUGAUCCCGACCUGAGUCCAUCGCUCUCCUUCGUCAACUCCUUGGACGUUCUCAGAAAUCGACUUUUGUUAGAAAUUGCAAGACGGAAGCAGAAAGAGGGCAUGAGUCGCAACCGAAACUUUUUAAGUUCCGUAGGAAAGAGGGCCAUAUAUGGGCAACACAGAUAUGAUAAUGUUUUGUAAAUUGUUGUACCGAGUAACCGUAUUGCGACAAUCGAUCGCAAUAAAGUUACUCCUUUGAAUGAAUUCCAGUUCAAGAUCUCUCUGACAUUCCUGUAGUAUUUUAGAUAGCAAGCUUGUUUUAUAGAUCGCGUUAUUCUUAUUGUUAGUCAGAAAAACUACUAGUCGAAAUUUUUAUUAUCUCUUUUUAGUAUGGAACACCAAUUAUACGCCACAAUGUCUGUUUAAAAUUUUGCAUUGGUUAAAUGUACAAUGCUGUAAAACAUUAAAGCAAUUUUGUUUUUUCGUAUGAAAAAUUAUUAAUUUCGCGAUAUGUAACACAAAAUUUAUUUUUUUCCAGUUAUUUUAUAAUACGUAAGAUACAGUAUUAUCGUGCAGAAAAUUCUAAGUAACUUAACUCUAUCCUAACUAAAUGAAUGUUUGGGCAACAUUUUUCCAUGAUGUAAUAUUAAGUUAGGUGAGGGCCAGGCUAGGUUAUAUUAGCUUAAUUCGCAUUAUAAAAUCGUGACUGAUUAUCACAUUUUUAUAAUUUCUACAAGACAUAACACAAGAAUAACAAUAAUUUCCCAAUUAAUUCUGUAUUACAUAUUGAGAAAAAAUUUGGAAGAUAAUUAAUUUUGUGUUACGUAAAUCGAAAUUGAUGGUUUUAAUUAGAAUACAGUCAAUUUCGUCAUACUAAACGAAAAAAUAAAAAAAAUUUAAAUGCCCCUUCUGCGCAUUCUUCAUUUCUACAUCUAAAUUAACUUGCUCGUCAUUAUGUUCCGCUACUGUUUGUUUGGAAUUCCGUGUCGGUUCAAAAAUCAAAAUUAGUUAAAAAGAGUUAAUUAAAAAACCGAACAUGCACAUAAUUUUGUACCCAUAUCUAUAUUUUCAAUUGAUUAACAAGUACCAAUAACUUGGUUUAUUUCCAUCAAACUAAGUAAAUUAUAUUAAAAAAUCACAGACAUUG